This is a messenger RNA of Acanthopagrus latus (yellowfin seabream), 4573 nucleotides long. RefSeq names its product activin receptor type-1B-like. The coding region runs from base 448 to 1827 and encodes 459 amino acids. Gene Ontology annotation, biological process: cellular response to growth factor stimulus; activin receptor signaling pathway; nervous system development. Gene Ontology annotation, cellular component: plasma membrane; activin receptor complex. The record is from RefSeq and is a predicted model, not a curated record. The transcript is spliced from 9 exons. NCBI's taxonomy places the organism in Eukaryota, Metazoa, Chordata, Actinopteri, Spariformes, Sparidae. Gene Ontology annotation, molecular function: ATP binding; activin receptor activity, type I; activin binding.
UGUCCUGUAUGUGUGCUGCUGCCUGCUGGUGGACCAUGUUAGUCAACUGUGCCCUCAGCACUGACAGCCUGGUUAGCUGUCAUCAGCACGCCUCACCACAUCUUGGCUAACUAGACGCGUUAAUGCGAUGAACCGGGACUUUAUUGAUCAUGGCUAACUUACGGAUUUCGUUAGCCGUCGCGGUUGUUCAGACCGUCCUGUACAGAAGCUGUGAGGGUGAGUAACUCGCUGUUUGUUGUGUUCAUGAGACCAGCGCCACUGCCACCAUCGAGCCGAGCGAAUGUGGGAUUAGCAGCGAGCUAACGUAAGCUAGGUUAGCUAGCCUAGCCGAGUCGAGCCUAACCGAGCGGCGGAUUGAAUUGAGGCUGGAAACCAGCUCUGUGGUGUAACUGCACCACAGCCCUGUGUGAGAAGAAUGGCUACCAGUGCGAGACCGAUGGAGCCUGCAUGGCCUCCACUUCCUUCAUCGAUGGCCAAGAGCAGCACAUCCGUACCUGCAUCACACGGGACAACCUUGAGCCCCCCGGACAGCCGUUCUACUGCCGCGGUGCCGAGGGCCUGCUGAACAUCCACUGCUGCUACACGGACUACUGCAACAGCAUUGACCUCCAAGUACCCUCAGUUACAACUCAGACAGGACUGGGGGGAGGCUACGGCCCAGGUGGGACAUGGGGGCUGGUGGAACUCGUUGCUGUGAUCGCGGGGCCGCUGUUCCUGCUGUGUCUGCUGCUGCUGGUGGGCGUGUUCCUGUAUCAGUACCAUCAGAGGGCCUACAGCCACAGGCAGAGGCUGGAGGUAGAGGACCCCUCCUGUGAUCACCUCUACCUGGCCAAAGACAGGACCCUGCAGGACCUCAUAUACGAUCUGUCCACGUCUGGUUCAGGCUCCGGUCUGCCCCUGUUUGUCCAGCGGACGGUGGCCCGGACAAUCGUCCUCCAAGAAAUCAUUGGUAAAGGGCGUUUUGGGGAGGUGUGGCGAGGACGUUGGAGGGGUGGUGACGUGGCGGUAAAGAUCUUCUCAUCCAGAGAGGAGCGCUCCUGGUUCCGUGAGGCAGAAAUCUAUCAGACCAUCAUGCUCCGCCAUGAGAACAUCCUGGGCUUCAUAGCUGCUGACAACAAAGACAAUGGCACAUGGACCCAGCUGUGGUUGGUGUCAGACUACCAUGAGCACGGCUCUCUGUUUGACUACCUGAACCGCUACUCUGUCACUACUGAAGGAAUGAUCAAGCUAGCGCUGUCAGCUGCCAGUGGCCUUGCACAUCUGCACAUGGAGAUUCUUGGAACUCAAGGAAAACCAGGCAUUGCCCACAGAGACCUUAAGUCCAAGAACAUCCUCGUGAAGAAGAACUGCACCUGUGCCAUCGCUGACCUGGGCUUGGCUGUCCGUCACGACUCUGCAACAGACACCAUCGACAUUGCGCCCAAUCAAAGGGUGGGCACCAAGAGGUACAUGGCUCCAGAGGUUCUGGAUGAGACGAUCAACAUGAGACACUUUGACUCAUUCAAGUGUGCUGAUAUCUAUGCUUUGGGUCUGGUCUACUGGGAGAUUGCACGCCGCUGUAAUAGUGGAGGUAUCCAUGAAGAGUACCAGCUGCCCUACUAUGACCUGGUACCGUCUGACCCGUCCAUCGAGGAGAUGAGGAAGCUAGUGUGUGACCAAAAGCUACGCCCCAACAUCCCAAACUGGUGGCAGAGCUACGAGGCCUUGCGGGUUAUGGGCAAAAUCAUGAGGGAGUGCUGGUAUGCCAACGGAGCCGCCCGCUUGACAGCCCUGCGCAUUAAAAAGACCCUGUCGCAGCUCAGCAUUCAGGAGGACAUUAAAGUCUGAAGUGAGCAGAGCACUGAGGAAGAGCUUUGAGCAGGACCCAACUCCAGACUGUAAGACGCUGAGAAGAAAGGGGCCGGGCCUUCUACAGAGAACGCACAAAGUAAGACAACCUGAUGGAGAGUCGUACUCUGUAAAAUAUUCCUCCAUAGACACUCCUGCCAGUUUGAAGCCACUUGAUUUCUGACAAACCCUACCUCGCUUACCCAGCCAAACUACCAAGAACAUCUUUCCUGUCUUGUCCUCAGCUACUGCUGCCCGCCCUGAACCUUUUUGUUCCUCUCUACACUCCCUACUAACAAGGAUCCUUGGAUUUCCUGUGUUACUUGUAUGCAAUCGAUAAUAGGAUAUAUAAUUAACCAGUUAACGUUUUGAAAAUCAGUUGCUGAUAUUUCCACAGAGACUCUUCGAUCACAGUUGCAUUAUAUUUGCUCUUUUUGUCUUUGAAUAGGGGGCAAGCUGGUAAGGUUGGGAGUGUUUUUAACUUAUUUUGUACUUGUUCUGAUAUUUAAAUGACUAGAUCUUGUUGUUAAUAUAUAUGGGUGUUGGUGAGGUUUUUUCUCUGUGCCACCUACAGCACACAGGCAUGUCACAAACUGCUCAGAAAUCCUUCAAAGAGAAUAAUCCAUCUGGUUCUGCUACAAAUGUGUGCUUUUGUAGUCUGCUGAUUAUCACCAUGUAAGCAUGUACAAAGCAGUUCAAACAGAUUUUGUAAAUGCAGCCCAUUAACUUUGAACAAGGUGUUUGAGACUUCAAAGUCAGUGGAGCAUUCAAGGCAACUUGCCAAACACGGUCAAGCCUUUGGACCACUUGCCAGGGGCUCUUUCCAUAAGCUGUUGUGAACCUCAGGUUUUCCUAUUGCUCACCAAUCAAAGUUUUUUUUUGUGGGUGUCUAUAUUCAGAACAAUCUUAAGAAAAAUACCCAUUUAGGAAUUAUUAAGCAAAAAUGCAAUUCGUUAGGAUGAAGGGUUGCAGAGCAGCAGCUGCCAGUGACUUGACAAUAAGAGUUUUGACCUUGAUCUUCUUAGCUGACAACACUGGCUGGCUGCAGAUUGGGGCACACAAACACUUGUUCCUCCAUGGUACAUGUAUUAUAUUUAAAUGGUAGCAUUCCAAUAUGAAUGCACUGUCUCUGUCUGUUGGUCAGCCGACAGACCAUGAGCUGCCAUGUGAGUAUACCCUCUAGUCCCUCAGAUAAGCUGGUACACUCAACAUUCAGAUAAAACUUUGUCCUUUGCAGCAGCCACUUCUCUUUACACUGUACCUUUAAUACGGGCCAGAUCGUUCAUAUUUAUCCGUUUUCAAAUCAUUAGGAAUCUUUAGUUUGUUUUUAUGUUCAUUUGUUUUUAUUGUCGGAGCAUGUCCAUUAUUCUUUUUUUCCCCUUGGGGUGAACUCUUCCUGGCCAAGUACAACUACUGCACAUAAAUGAAUACAUUUUGAAGAUAAUACUUGUGUACAUACAACAGGUAGAUUAGAUUUUAUGUUGAUACCUAGGUCAUGUUUUAGAUGGUUGAUCUUUUAUACCGGCUUCUUGGUUGGUGGAAAGAAAAGGUAAGACUUUUGUACCUACUUUCUGACAUUUGCAGUAACAUUAUGAGUCAGACACACUGUUUAUGUUCACUUUCUCCUACAGCCCUCUGUCACUGCAGAGCGGUGUUUGAUUUUUAAUUGAUGUCUCCCCUGGUGGCUCAUUUUGUUCUCGAUACAAUACCUCCCCAGUGUGUGGAUUGUCUCCUUUUAGCUAACAUUGUCAAAAAUCACUGUCUACAUUUGUCUCUAGCUGUAUGCUGAAUCAACAGGUACUGUUUGUGUAUAGACUUUCUCGUGUUAUUUAUAUUUGUAUGCCCUGAGUCCCUAUGGAAGCCUGAAAGGCCACAUGUGCACUACUACUGACCUCUCGCAGCAUUAUAACCAAAUUGUUCUCAGAAUCAUGUCUUGUCAUGGCUGCCAGAGUCUAUUUCAGAUCCCACUACUGAAAACAAGAAUGUUUAUAUGAGUCAGUCACUGUACACUCCUUCUAACUGGAAAUCCAACUUUUCUUUGGGAGAAGAAAUGUUGACACUAAAUACUACUGAAAUGUCUCAAUGCUGUUUCCCAAAUGUGUUUGACCAGUUCUUUUUAUUUUGGAAACACUUGCUUACUGCACUGUAUUGUUUUAAGUCUUGCAGGAUGUUUGUUAGAAUGAAUAAACUGCACCUGAUGCUGUUGUUUUUGGCUGGAAAGACUGCAGAGCUCUAAUGUUCGAUAGGUGGUUGAGUGUCAAUCAUAUUUAUACAAUAACGGGGUAUGUUUGUCAAUUGUAUUUGCCUUACAAUGUAUAAAAUGCAUAGUGUAUUUAAGGUUUUGAUACCUUGCUCCAAAUGUCCCUACGCAAGAAUAGGAUGGGUUUGAGUCAAAGAAAUUAGGUGUUAUUCUCGGGUUGUGACAACUUCCAGGUCUCCGUCCAAUUGUGACAGAGACAACUGCAUCCAUGUAAAAAACCCCUUCAGGACUUCAAUGAUGUACCUUCUAAUAUAGAGUAAUAAAUGCAAUUGUUUUCCUAUGUGGUGUCUGUUUCUUUUGCUUUAUUUCAGCUCAGCCAAUCCCAAUGGUUAAUGUUUCAAGAGUGAAACAAAUAUUUUUUACAUGAACAAACGAUGACUUGGUAGUUGUAGUUUAUGUUUAUUACUGUUUUCAUUCGCUCUCACUGCACUCUUAAAGUUCUGCUCUGAAAACCAUAUUCUAUGCUACCAGUCCUACACCGGUCAG